ACAGCAGAUAAACACGGCUCUGGGGUCAGCCCGCUGUCUGUCAGCAUGGCUGUAUUAUUCUCACUAGUGAUUCACACACGCGCAGGGUAGAGUUUAUCACUCUCCAAAAAACACACAAACUACAGAUAAAGCCGAGAAAACAGCAGCAGCUAAAUCUAAAACUAAAGCUCCUCUCUGUGACCUGCAGCUGCUGUAGGGAUAUGUAGACUGACAUCUCCUCAACUUCUAGACCAUGCCUCAGUUUAGCAGGAUCUGCUGAAUAUAUAAGGUGCUGCUCAAAGGAGAUGCUCCGAUUAGUGUCCCAUCAGCCAUGGCGAUGCUCCCCAGCUGCUGUGUGGAGGCGAUGGUGCACAGCGGCAGCAGAAGCCAAGCAUCAGCAGAACUCCAAAGAGACCCGUACGAAUCCCCUCAACAUCCAGAUGCUCUCCAGGAACCUGCGGGAGCAGAUCUUCCGCAGCUCAGUGCAGGAGUACGCAGACGAGGACAUAGACCGGAGCAUUAGGCAUUUAGAAAAACAUAGUCUGUGGGGGAAGGAGGCUGUGCUCCUACCUGAGGUGGAACUGAAAUUGCCACAGAUGUACGGUGAUGAUAUUGAUGAGCACUUUCGCAUUCUGGCCCAGAAACAAACCCUGCCUUACCUAGAGGCAGCUAGUCAGCUUCAGCAAGCACAUCUCCCUCAAAUGCCACAAAAGUGGGCUUGGGAGGUGGGCUGGACCCGGUAUGGGCCGGAUGGACAGUGCAAGAAGGUGAAUUUUCCUGAGGAGAAUGCUGUGGUUUUUGAUGUGGAAGUCUGCAUGGCUGAGGGCCGCUGUCCUACACUGGCUGUGGCUGUUUCUCCAACUGCAUGGUAUUCAUGGUGCAGUAAGAGGUUGGUUGAAGAGAGGUACACCUGGUCCAGCCAGCUCACACUUGCAGAUCUCAUCCCACUAGAGACUCCGUCUAACUCCAGUCGGCCUCCAGGAGGACAGUGGAAGGAAAGGCUUGUGAUUGGACACAAUGUCAGCUUUGACCGUGCACACAUUAAAGAGCAGUACCUUCUGAAGGGCUCAAAGAUGCGUUUUCUAGACACAAUGAGCCUCCACAUGGCUAUCUCGGGACUGACAGGUUUUCAGCGUUCCCUAUGGAUGGCUUCUAGGCAUGGGAAGAGACGAGGCCUGCAGGAAGUCAAAGAGCACAUAAAGAAGCUUGGACGGCGCCCUGAGGGCCCAAUGAUUGGCUCUUGGGAGUGGGUUAACAUCAGCAGUAUUAAUAAUUUGACAGAUGUCCAUGCUCUCUAUGUUGGUGGGGAACCCCUGAAGAAAGAGCCCAGGGAUAUUUUUGUGAAGGGCAGCAUGAAUGACGUUAGAAAUAAUUUCCAGGAAUUGAUGCAGUAUUGUGCUACAGAUGUACUGGCCACUCAUGAGGUGUUUACCCAGCAGCUGUCUCUCUUCAUGGAGCGGUGUCCUCAUCCAGUGACGUUUGCAGGGAUGCUGGAGAUGGGUGUCUCGUACUUGCCUGUGAAUGAGAGCUGGGGACGGUAUAUAGAAGAUGCCCAGGACACAUAUGAGGAGUUGCAGAGAGAAAUGAAGAAAUCGUUGAUGAUUCUGGCUGAUGAUGCAUGCCAGUUACUGCAAGAUGACAGGUACAAAGAAGACCCUUGGUUGUGGGAUUUAGAUUGGGAUGUCCAGGAGUUCAAGAAGAAGAAAAUGCCUGUGAGAAAAUCAAAGAAAGCCAAGCUAGAGGCUGAAACAGCAGCAGCAGCAGCUUUGAAUAAUAAAAGUCCAAAGAAAGACUGGGAUGAAGAUCCAGGACCCCCAUCGGAAGAGGAGCAGGGGAGGCCAGACCCCUGUAGGGAACUUGUGGAGCGACUAAAAGGCACAGUGAACCUCCUCCCCAAGAGGAGACAGCACAUGCCAGGCCACCCGGGCUGGUAUCGGAAACUGUGUGCAAGGAUGUCGGAGAAGGAGGAUGAGGCUUGGUCUCCUGGAGCGAGUCUCAUUACUCUGCAGAUGAGGCUCACACCCAAGCUGAUGGGUCUGACCUGGGACGGCUUUCCCCUGCACUACACAGACAAGCAUGGCUGGGGUUACCUGGUCCCAGGCCGCAGAGACAACCUAGACACCACAGAGGACAGUGAGGGACCUGUGUGCCCCCACAGAGCAAUAGAAGCUAUUUACAGAGAGUACUGCGAGGAGAAGGGAAAAGGUAAGCCACUGUGUCUUGACAACCAACAAUCAGAUGACCUCAUGCUGACUGACAGCAGUGUCUGGCAAACAGUGGAGGAGUUGAGUAUGCUGGAAGUUGUGUCUGAUGAUGAGGCUGUCCCAAGAACAGUGAGACCAAAAAAGGCACAGCGUUCAUCACUGGAACUGGAUGCAGGUGAAAGUGAGUGCCCGUAUCACCAUGGUAAUGGACCAUACAAUGACGUCAACAUCCCUGGCGUCUGGUUCUUUAAGCUGCCUCAUAAGGAUGGGAAUGAGAACAAUGUGGGCAGUCCCUUUUCAAAGGAUUUCCUGUCAAAAAUGGAGGAUGGGACUCUUCACUCAGGUCGAGGAGAAACGAAUGCAACGCGGGCUCUGGAGAUCAACAAAAUGAUGUCAUUUUGGAGAAACGCCCAGAAACGCAUCAGUUCUCAGAUGGUGGUUUGGCUUCGUAAAGGGGAACUUCCUCGAACUGUAAGCAGACAUGAGGACUAUGAUGAGGAGGGGCAGUAUGGCGCCAUCUUGCCACAAGUUGUUACUGCUGGGACGGUCACCCGCAGAGCUGUGGAGCCAACAUGGCUGACGGCCAGUAAUGCACGGCGAGACCGUGUGGGCAGUGAGCUUAAAGCUAUGGUGCAGGUGCCACCUGGGUAUCACCUGGUGGGGGCGGAUGUGGACUCUCAGGAGCUGUGGAUUGCCGCUGUGCUGGGAGAAUCUCACUUUGCUGGCAUGCAUGGCUGCACUGCAUUCGGAUGGAUGACCCUGCAGGGGAAGAAGAGUCAGGGCACUGACCUGCAUAGCCGCACCGCCAACGCUGUGGGCAUCAGCCGCGAACAUGCCAAAGUCUUUAACUAUGGCCGGAUCUACGGUGCAGGCCAGCCCUUUGCUGAGCGCCUUCUAAUGCAGUUCAACCACAGGCUCAGCCAGCCAGAGGCUGCCGAUAAAGCCAAGCAGAUGUAUGCACUCACCAAAGGGCUGCGCAGGUAUCAUCUCUCAGAGGAAGGGGAGUGGUUGGUUAAUGAACUUGGUGUGGAUGUGAACUGGGAUGAAUAUGGGACUGUUUCCAGAGAGGAAUUGCGCAGGAUUUCUAAACUGGCUGGCACAAGCUUUCGGAAUAAGAAGAGGUGGGAUUUGGUAGGCCGCAGAGUGUGGGCUGGAGGCACAGAGUCAGAGAUGUUCAACAAGCUGGAAAGCAUCGCUCACUCAGAGCAGCCCGCCACUCCUGUGCUGGGCUGCAGGAUUUCCAGAGCUUUAGAGCCGGCUGCGGUUAAAGACGAGUUCAUUACCAGCAGGGUGAACUGGGUGGUUCAGAGUUCAGCAGUAGACUACCUGCACCUGAUGCUGGUGGCCAUGAGGUGGCUUCUGGAGGAGUUUGAUAUUGAUGGCCGAUUUUGUAUCAGCAUUCAUGAUGAGGUGCGCUACCUAGUGAAGAGUGAAGACCGCUACAGAGCUGCACUCGCUCUGCAGAUCACCAACCUGCUCACCAGAUGCAUGUUUGCUUAUAAGUUGGGAAUGAAGGAUCUCCCUCAGUCUGUGGCUUUCUUCAGCGCAGUAGACAUUGAUCAGUGCUUACGGAAGGAGGUCACCAUGGACUGUGCAACUCCGUCUAACCCUAUUGGACUUGAGGGCCGGUUUGGAAUACCACAAGGUGAAGCACUGGACAUCUACCAGAUCAUUGAGAAAACCAAAGGUUCUUUGGCCAAAGAAAAAUAGCCUUCUAAAAAAAAAAACCGAAAG
Messenger RNA from Astyanax mexicanus (Mexican tetra), 3917 nucleotides. It is a transcript of the gene polg, whose product is annotated as polymerase (DNA directed), gamma. The transcript is spliced from 23 exons. The record is from RefSeq and is a predicted model, not a curated record. Gene Ontology annotation, cellular component: mitochondrion; gamma DNA polymerase complex. Gene Ontology annotation, molecular function: DNA binding; 3'-5' exonuclease activity; DNA-directed DNA polymerase activity. The coding region runs from base 285 to 3893 and encodes 1202 amino acids. Lineage: Eukaryota; Metazoa; Chordata; Actinopteri; Characiformes; Acestrorhamphidae. Gene Ontology annotation, biological process: mitochondrial DNA replication.